UUCCGGAUGGCAGGGAGGGAGGCCCGUCUGUCUUUCUCCCUCUCUAUGUUCCCUUCCCGGCCUCCGCCAUGAAGAUCACUCGGCAGAAGCACGCCAAGAGGAACAUGGGCUUCUACAAGUACAACUUCGGCUUCCGGGAGCCCUUCCAAGUCUUGCUGGACGGGACCUUCUGUCAGGCGGCGCUGCGGAACAAGAUUCAGAUCCGAGAACAGCUGCCGGGAUACUUGGGCGGCGCCACGCAGCUCUGCACCACGCGAUGUGUCCUCAAGGAACUGGAAUCCCUAGGAAAGGAGUUGUAUGGUGCAAAACUGAUUGCACAGAGAUUUCAGGUCCGGCAUUGUUCUCACUUCAAAAGCCCUGUGAGUGGCUCAGCCUGCCUGCUGUCCAUGACCGAAGGUGACAACCCACAUCAUUAUUUCACUGCUACGCAGGACCAGACUCUGGCAAAAAAAAUAAAGAAAAGAGUUGGAAUUCCUCUUCUGUUCAUCAUUCAGAACACUAUAGUUCUGGACAAACCUUCUGCUGCAUCUUUAGCCUCUGUGCAGGCCAUGCAGACCAGUCAACUUAUUCCAGAGCAUCAGAAAGAGAGCAUUUCACGUCUGAAAGAAGAACAGGGCCUAGUGAAAACUUCGGAAGGCAAAAAAAGGAAAAGGAAAAGGAUUGCUGGUCCUAAUCCUCUCAGUUGCCUGAAGAAGAAGAAAAAGAACAAAAGCCAAGAGGCCACACAGCCUGCAACAACUAAGAAAAAGGUGAAAAGGAACCGAAAGAAAAGGAAACCGGAAACAACAGCAGGGAUUGUACAGUCAGGAUCACAGAAUGUUGAAGCAUAAAAGGCUUGGGAAAUGAUUGGACCUGGAUAUUAUUUGAACUUUGAAAAAUGAUAAUAUGUUCUGCUAUUAUAUUAUUAAAAUAAAUAUUUGUAUUCCCUUGUUAAAAAACAACUAUUUCUAUAAUUCGGUGCCAUAUUUAUAUAGUGUAUUAAAAUAUCCUCUUUCCCACAUUA
Molecule: messenger RNA, 1003 nt
Organism: Anolis sagrei ordinatus
Lineage: Eukaryota; Metazoa; Chordata; Lepidosauria; Squamata; Anolidae
Gene: UTP23
Product: UTP23 small subunit processome component
Cellular component (GO): small-subunit processome; nucleolus
Molecular function (GO): small ribosomal subunit rRNA binding
Source: RefSeq, a predicted model, not a curated record